Molecule: messenger RNA, 4163 nt
Organism: Conger conger (European conger)
Lineage: Eukaryota; Metazoa; Chordata; Actinopteri; Anguilliformes; Congridae
Gene: umodl1
Product: uromodulin-like 1
Exons: 18
Coding region: 1-3060 (1019 amino acids)
Cellular component (GO): extracellular region
Molecular function (GO): calcium ion binding; peptidase inhibitor activity; protein binding
Source: RefSeq, a predicted model, not a curated record
AUGCUCUGGAUCUUCUCCGCCGGUCUGGUGGCAUCCUUCCUCGGACUCUGCCUGGGACACAACACCGCGUUUGAAGGAUAUGACCUGUCCUUAUCGGGUUACCACUUAUGUACCCAAACAAAGACCGUGAACAGCAGCACAUUGAGGUCAUACACGGUCUCCUAUGAAGAGAGAAGGUCUUGUGGAGGCUGGCUACCCUGGAAGACGUGUCCAAAGACCCUCUAUAAAACAGUCUACGAGACUGUGGUCGUCCCGGUCACAACGAACACCACCAAAUGCUGUGACGGGUUCGAACAAGUCGGCAGCUAUUGUGCUUUACCUUUGAACAAGAGUGCAGUGUUCACUGCCAGGCCCGGCGCUUGCCCAGAGGAAGCCACGACACUUUAUAGUCGAUGCGAAUGGGACACGGAUUGCUCUGAUGGUCAGAAGUGCUGCUUCAUCGGAGGCGAGUCUUGCUGCACAGACGCAAAGGCUGAAGGUGGAGAGAGAGGCUGGUGGCUGAACAUGACCGUUGUCGUGAAGACAAAUUACACAAUCCUGAAAACUUUGCCCAAAGGCAUCCUGAACCACACGCGGCUUUUACAUGCAAUGGUGACUGGAGCGAUGGGGUCUUCGGACACGUCCGUGUACCAUGUCAGCACCCGUCCGUCUGGUGCGUUCAGGACCAGCAGUGACCUCCUGAUUGGCUCGUCCCAGCCCCUCCCCCUGCAGAUCACCACUUCCAAGCUCAACCUCCUAUUGAAGCACAUAGAGGAGGUGUCUCACGUCGAAGUACAAGAUGUGGAUGAGUGCACACGUUCUGAGCUGAACAACUGCCCACCAAACGCCAAAUGCUUCAACACCGAGGGGUCUUACAACUGCACCUGCCUCCCAGGUUUUGUAGACCUGCGCCCCAAUGUCACCGGGCAGUACUGUCAGGAUGUGGAUGAGUGCACACGUUCUGAGCUGAACAACUGCCCACCAAACGCCGAAUGCGUCAACACCGAGGGGUCUUACAACUGCACCUGCCUCCCAGGUUUUGUAGACCUGCGUCCCAACGUCACCAGCCAAUACUGUCAGGAUGUGGAUGAGUGCACACGUUCUGAGCUGAACAACUGCCCACCAAACGCCGAAUGCUUCAACACCAAGGGGUCUUACAACUGCUCCUGCCUCCAAGGUUUUGUAGACCUGCGCCCCAAUGUAACCAGCCAAUACUGUCAGGGUGGAGAGACCAGCACCUCGGCUGACAGUGAACGGGAACAGAACUCCACAGCCAAUGGGGCUAACGAUGGUGUCACAAGCACAGUUUGGACCAGCGUGUCUGCUACCCCAGUAACGCCUCUUGUCUCGGCCGUGCAGACUCUGACAGCAAAGGCUCGCUUGAAAAUGUCGUUCAAACAAGCCUACCAGAACACCAGCAGCCAGGAGUACCGCAACCUCUCUGCAACCAUCAUGAGAGAGGUCGUAGCGCAGGUGCCCGAAGACAUCCAGGAACUGGUGGAUUCGGGCGUCGUGAGGAUCGUGAUCACGGGAUUUUCUCCCGGAAGCGUGUUGGUGCACUUUGUCCUGGUGUUUCACCAGAACGUGUCCCAGGGGCCCGUGACUGUGUCUCAGGCCUUCAUGGUCUCCCUGCAGAACAGCACUGUCUACGCCGUGGACAACAGCACUAUCGGGGACUAUGAUGAGUGUGACAAAAAGGAGGAUGACUGCUCCUCCAAUGCAAACUGCACUAACACCUGGGCAUCCUACACCUGUGUGUGCUUAGAGGGGUUCACAGAUGCAGACCCCGAAAGGCCAGGACGAACGUGCACAGUGGGAACGGACAGCACUGGGGCCCCAGUGUCCAGUGCACCGCCCAUCUCCACAACCACCUACAGCAGUACCACCAGCACCACCUCCACAACCGGCAACACCUUCACAACCGGCACCGCCUCCAGAACCAGCACCGCCUCCACAACCAGCACCCCCUCCACAACCAGCACCGCCUCUACAACCAGCACCACGAGGAUCUCACCGACAAGCACCGUCUCCACCACGCCUGGCACCAUCACUGUUGGGGCGGGGGACAUGAGCCUGGAGUGUAGAGGCAACGAGUUCCGCAUCACCGUGGCAAAGAAGUUUCUGACAAGCAAGUUCAUCGCGGAAAGCUCUCUGUACCUGGGAGAGCCAGAAUGCGGCGUCACCGACAACACCGAAACCCACGUCCUGCUAACGGCCAGCUGGGCCAAGUGUGGCACCGCGGUGGAUCAUAACAACACCCACAACAGCGUGAAGAUAACUUUGUUUAGUAACGGGACCUCGCCCCCGCUCGCCGCUAAUGCGCGGCUCGAGGUUCCAGUCGUGUGCAGCUACGAGAGAAAUGUCGUCAUCUCAGCAGGAUAUCCUCCUUCAGGCUAUUACUUGAUCAAAGACUUGAUUGAGGGAUCCGGAACCUUCCAAGUGACUGUCCAGCUGCUGAACGGCACUUCCCCUCUUCCCGAAAACUACACACUGUCCCGCAACCAGGAGGUCGUGGUCGAGGUGGCCAUCAAUUCCUCAAUGGAGCAAAUCAAGCUCAUCGUUGAGGAGUGCUGGGCUACCCCUUCCCGCAGCCCUUUGGACUCAACUCAACGCAGCUAUUACCUGCAAAACAGUUGUCCAGGCUCUAACAACUACACCAGGGUCCUAGAGAAUGGGAACUCCAGCACAUCUCGUUUGGCCAUUCGCAUUUUCACCUUUGUCGAGCAGAACAUGAUCUUCCUGCACUGUAAAGUACAGAUCUGCUUCGAGACCCCAGAAACUACCUGCAGAACGGACUGCAGUGCCAGAAAUAAGCAGAGUAAGGACAGAUCGAGAAACAUAAUUGGAAGCCAGAAUACCUUGUAUGGACCCAUUUAUAAAUCAAAUUGGACAGACGAAGACAUAAUGCACUCAUUUCAGGAGGUGAUCUUCAUCAUCAUCGGAGUGGGGGUGGUUGCUUUGAUCAUCGGAAUUCUGUCUAUUGUCUGCUACCGCAAACGACGGGUUGGACACUACAAUUUCAACUUCAACUUCAACAAGCCCAAGCAAGAGAACUUCACCUAUAGCGUGUUUAGCACAUAGUUCCCACAUUUUUAUCAGAUUUCACUGUUGUGUAAUUCAGCUAUCUUAACUCCUAUGUACAUACAUCACAUGUAUAUUUAAUAGUAAAAAUGCUUUAGUGAAGUCUCUGUAUUAUCCAAUUCUAUUAUAUUAAAAAGUGAAUGUGAGUGCGUAUUGAUGCAUGCACACAUUGCUAUAUACUAUACGCACAGGCAAUUCCUAGCUAUAUUGAUUAUAUAUAAUGUAACUUGGUUAUAGUGUUUUAGCUGAAACUAUGGAAAAAUAUUUUCACAAAUUUGCACAAAUAUUGUAUUUUUUUCUGUCAAUACUUUUUUCUAAUUAAUUGAUAAGCUGUUGAAACUAGUAAUGAAGAAUAGUAGUGAAAUUUACCAAUGUGAAAUUACAGCUUGUUUGUUUAUUAUGUUAUUAUGUAACGCAUGCUCUCAACAAAGACAGCAUAAUGUGAACAACUUUUGAAGCCAUUUUGUAAAUUGUAUAGUACUACAGAACUCAAACUCCCUCAGUUUUGAAAACUAUUGCAUGCUAUCAGCCAUGAAACUGUAUUAUCAAAUUCAAAAUAAACUUAUGCCUGAAACAGUCUGCAUUCUUCUACCCACUCUCUCAUCUAAUAGGAAUCACGACUUACCAGAUCCAUAACCCAGCAAAAUAACCCAAUCCCAAGUUUGAAAAACAAUUAUGGCAAAAAAAUCAUUCUUCAAUCAGAACACUCCCAUCUGGAGCUCCCUCCCAUUAUCCCUCAGAACAUCUACAUUCAUACAUACUUUCAAGUAUUUGUUAAAAUAUUCACAUCUCCUGCUCAAUCACUAGUCAACUGUCCCUCUAUCAGUUCAAAUAAUAUACAUAUAUUAUGUCCUUUUCUCUAUAUUGUCUUUGUCCUUUUCAAUAUAUGCUUUCUCUCAUCUUACUCCUCUCUCCCUUUUAUUAUUUGACUAUAACUUUCAUUUCCUUUUCUUAUUUCAUUCCUUGUUCCUAAUUCACAUCCUCCUUUUCUUCACUCUGCAGGCGGGAACCCACUGAAAAACAGAUUGUCUGAGGUGGACCUAAGACUGUGUUUGUUCUUUUAAGCGUUGUUUUUGUGAAAUAAAUAAAUAAAUAUAAGCCAG